Pistacia vera is the source of this 1941-nucleotide messenger RNA. Its product is annotated as pentatricopeptide repeat-containing protein At3g22470, mitochondrial-like. NCBI's taxonomy places the organism in Eukaryota, Viridiplantae, Streptophyta, Magnoliopsida, Sapindales, Anacardiaceae. Bases 798 to 1553 code for a protein of 251 amino acids. The record is from RefSeq and is a predicted model, not a curated record. Gene Ontology annotation, molecular function: protein binding. The transcript has a single exon.
CACUCUUCAAUCUUCAUACAUGGCUUUGAGAUCCCCAUUUCGUUCGUCUUCAAUCUCUCAAAACUCAUCUCUGAAAGGGAACAUUUCAUCUUUGUUGGCUCACUUACACAACCUCACAACUUCAAGCUCCAAAAAUGAAGUCUUGUAUUCUUUCGAAAAACCCCUUGAACGAUCCUCACUUGCAAAAUUCCUCAAAGAAAAUUGUCGAUCGGGCAACUUUACUCUGAAUGAAGCAUUGAACUUUUUUUAUUACAUGAUUAAUUUGCAACCUAUUUCUCCAAUUUCAUCAUUCACUACAUUGUUUAGUGCACUUGCAAAGAAGAAGCAUUAUUAUGAAGUGAUUUCGCUUUAUAAGUGGUUGAAUUCAACUGGGUUGUCUCAAGAUUUGAUUUCUUUUAAUGUUUUGAUGAAUUGCUUCUAUGAUAUUGAAAGGGUAUGGGAUAGUUUUGCGGUUUUUGGGGUGAUUUUGAAGAAGGGUUUUAGCCCAGAUUUGGUGACCUUUACUUGUUUGAUCAAAGGUCUGUGCGUAGAGAGAAAGAUUAUGGAAUCAAUGGAAUUGCUUAAGAAAAUGGUCGCCGUUGGUUGUAGGCCUAAUGUCAUCACUUGCAAUACUUUGAUGGAUGGAUUGUGUAAAACAGGGAAGAUAAGUGUUGCCACUAAGUUGCUUGAAGAAAUGGCUAAGGGAAAUGAAGAAUCUGGUGUUACUUGUAGGCCAGACGUAUUUACCUAUAGUAUUAUAAUUGAUUGUCUUUGUAAGGCUGGAUUAAUUGAGAAGGCUAGACAGUUAAUUUUUGGAAAUGAAGAGUUCGGGAAUCAGUCCGAACGUAGUAACUUAUAACAUUCUAAUUCAUGGUUUUUGUCGUCUGGGCGAUUGGGAGAUUGUUAAAAUUUUAUUUAUAUCGAUGAUGGAUCAAGGUCUGCAGCCUUGUGUGGUGACGUUUAGUGUGGUCAUAGAUUUUCUUUGCAAGAAAGGGAAAUUUGACGAAGUAAAUAGGUUGUUGCAACUUAUGAUUCAACAAGGUGUGGAACCCAACUCUUAUACUUACAACAUUUUAAUGAAUGGUUAUUGCUUGACAGGUAGAAUUCAUGAUGCAAGGGAGUUAUUGAAUUCUAUAACUGGAAAGGGGUAUAGAGCUGAUGUUGUUAGCUACACUACUUUAAUCAAUUGGUAUUGCAAGAACAAAAUAGUCAACAAAGCUCUUAGUCUUUAUCAAGAGAUGAUUUCAGAAGGGAUUAGGCCUAAUGUGAUUGUGUAUAACACAUUGAUCAAUGGGCUCUGUAACAGUGGAGAACUAGAAAAGGCAAAUGAGUUGUUGUCAUAUAUGGAGGAAAAAGGUUGUGCUCCAGAUGUAGUCACAUUUAGUACGCUCAUGUUUGGUUUCCUCAAAAAUAAUGAGAUGCCAAAAGUUGUUGAACUCCUUCAUAAAAUGGCAGAGAGAAAUGUGAAGCCGAAUGAAUUUAUAAUGUCCUUAGUCAUGCAGUUACUUAUGAAGGCCAAAAAUUAUUGUGAAUGUUUGAACCAGCUUCCUCAAUUUCUGGUCCAAAAGUGUUAAAACUCUUUUUGGAUCAGAAUCCUGCAAAAGUUUAUCCAGCUGCCCGAAUGCUCUAUUUUGGUUACGGUAAGAAGAAUUCUCAGUAAACACUUUCAUCUGUUCAAAUUUGACAGGGAUGGUGGUGGGGAUGAUUGAGAAUGAUGGCUUCCUUGAUCAGACACACGACCUGUGAUCUGUCUCUAUUGUAAGUGCAUAUAGUGGAGGUGACAGCGUUGCAGGCUGCGUCAGCAUUUGCACAUGAAGUAGGUCUUAAGGGUUUGAGGAUUAUUUCUGGUGCAAAUUUUAGUAAGCAAAAGUUUUGUAUGAGAAAUUGGGGAAUGGUUCUGACUUCCACUAUGAAAAUUGGUAUCCGCACAAGUUCAUCUGUUCAAGCUGAUCAGUUUCCUGG